Messenger RNA from Symbiodinium sp. CCMP2592, 324 nucleotides. Lineage: Eukaryota; Dinophyceae; Suessiales; Symbiodiniaceae. The record is from the annotation of a GenBank genome assembly.
AUGUCGCCCAUGUCGCCGAUGUCGCCGAUGUCACCCAUGUCGCCAUCAAUCGAGAGCAGCGGGGAGGACGAGGAGCAGCCACGCUGGUGCGGACAUCGCCGAAGUCACAUCGUUCUUUACGUUGUGUUGACGAUCGCUGCGGUGGUCCUCUACGUGGCUGGCGUCAUGCCCAGCCAACCCAAGGAGGUGGAGCCGGCGGUGAUCCCGAAACCGGCUGUCAAACACAAGGUCGCCAUGUCAGCGGAGGAGCUGCCAAGCAAGUCCGACGAAGAGAUCGAGCCUGAGGACGUCGUUGCAAACUGCACGAGCUGGUCGCAGUAUUGA